CAGCCAAGAGUCCCGAGCUGAGAAUACGCGAAUGUCCGUCAGCCUAUAAGAUUUUUUUUUACGCCAAGGAGAUUCAUCUGGAAAAGCCCGAUCCAGCAGUGAAUUUUAAACAUUUUAUUACCAUGGAGAUUGACCACGCAGACGCCGGUGUAUACGAUGCCAUCGACUAUUAUAACGUGGUGUCUGAGGAGAGACUACGGUUCCUACAGUACAUCGAACAGAACGUAGUCGGCGGGGAAGCCAGAUUCAACGGGCCAUUCGGAGAACGACAAGUGGUCUAUUGUGAUUAUACAGCUUCUGGAAGACCGUUGAAGUUUAUUGAAGACUACAUUCAAAAGAAUGUUCUGCCACACUACGGAAAUACGCACACGACAACCACCAUUGUAUCCAAGCAGACGACAAAAUUCAGAACAGACGCAAAAGAUCUGAUAAAGAAAAGCGUGAAUGUUGGUGACGACGAUGCCGUCAUAUUCUGUGGAAGCGGGGCCACCGGGGCCAUUCAUAAAUUGUACCAGGUUAUGCAAUUAACGGAAGAAAAGGCGAAAACAACGGUCGUGUUUGUUGGUCCCUUCGAACACCACUCCAACAUCUUACCUUGGAAGGAGAGCGGCGCUAAAGUGAUCCGCGUUAAAGAAACAGAGAAUGGAACUGUUGACACUGGUUACUUGGAAGAACAGUUGAAAGCGGAGAAGAAGAAUGGUGCAGAAGUUAUGAUGGGUGUGUUCUCAGCUGCCUCCAACGUGACUGGAAUCCUAACAGACACCAACAAAGUGUCUGCUCUACUCCACAGAUACGGGGCGCUGGCAUUCUGGGACUACGCCACAGCCGGUCCCUACCUCAACGUCGAGAUGAACCCGCCAAGCAUGGAUGGGAGCGAUUGUUCUAAAGACGCGGUUUUUAUUUCUCCUCACAAAUUUGUUGGCGGUGUAGGAACUCCUGGUCUUCUUAUUGCUAAGAGAUGUCUCUUCAAGAACAGGGUCCCAGCAUCAGCGGGCGGCGGCACGGUCUCGUACGUCUCGCGAGAGAAGCACUACUACUUGAAAGACAUUGAAGCUAGAGAGGAAGGCGGUACACCGGCUAUCACUGAAUCAAUCCGCGCUGGUAUGGCCUUUCAGUUGAAAGAUGCUGUCGGUACUGACGUUAUUGAAGCACGCGAGGAAGAGCUGUGUAGAAGAGCCUUCGACAGGUGGCAGCAUAACAGAAAUCUCAUCAUCCUGGGAUGCCGAAAACCACGCAGACUACCUAUAUUCUCCUUCCUUGUGAGACAUGAAAAGAGCGGGAAACUUCUGCACCACAAUUUCGUCUGUACUCUGUUGAAUGACUUAUAUGGUAUUCAGGCACGAGGAGGAUGCGCAUGCGCAGGACCUUAUGCUCAUGAUUUGUUGGGAAUCUCUGAGAAGAUUGCUGAUAAAUUCAUUCGGAUUCUCGACGAGGACAGAAUGAAGAAGGAAAACAAACAGCCAUUGGAGGCGCUCAGGCCAGGAUUUGCCAGGAUCAAUCUCCCGUACUUCAUGCAUGAUGACGCCGUCGAUUACGUUCUGGAAGCCAUUGAUCAAAUAGCCACCAACGGUUGGAAACUGCUACCAUACUAUCGCUUUAACCCAAACACAGGGGCAUGGGACCAUCGUUAUCCGCCAUUGGUCACCAAAGCCUCGCCAGGGAACAUGAGUUUGCUUGAUAUUACAUUCCAGAAUGGAUGGUUUGAUGCACCAUUCUGCCAGGAAAGGAUUGAAAGCCUAAAUUUGAAGAAAGUACUGGCGGAAGCGGAAAUAGAGUACGAUUCAGUGGAUAUUGAGAGAGCGAGCGCAGACAUUCUCGGUGACCCAGAAUUUGAUAUCAGCGACGUAGAGGAUUACUUUCAGUGGUUCCUUCAACCCCGCGAAGCACUGCACUGUAUGACAACCGACAACGGUCCGGAAGUUAACAUUGCCGAACUCCCUAUAAAACCACUCGGUGGGAAUAUGUACCCAGAGUUCCGACGGGAAAUCAGCCGGGAAAGCGGUUACAACAGCGAGGAUACGAACGAUUUCGAGUUUGAGAGCGGAAUUGACGUCAGCGUUCCGGAUGUAGACGAUGGCGAAUCAGGAAGCAUGUUCAAUGUGGGAAGUGAGAACGAGGCAGACUAUUUCGCGCCAAGCAAGAAAAGAAAACUUGAGGAGUCCGGUUACUUUGAAAACGACUCUUUCUUAUCGGAUAUUAGUGAAUUCGCCGCGAAUGACAUUGAUCACAUAAAAAGGAUCUCAAAAAGGCGGAAAACGACCGGCGAUGCUUGUUUCAGCUCGUUUUGCAAACAUGAACAAUGCCUGUGUGAAGUUUGCUUCACGAGAGACUCAAAUAAAUUCAAUUUCUCGCGAGAAGACAAUGACAGUCUUAGUUUUUCAAAUUACUCUGACUUUGCUCUGUCAUAAACUAUUGUACAUAUUUAUACAUAAUUGUAAAUAGCUGAACAGUAUUUCUCUGCAAUUUUUUCAGAUUUUUUUCUUGUAUAUUUUUGAUAAAAGUUUCAAUGACUUGUGAGUUUUUUCUGGACUAGCUCACCUUACUUCAGUAAAAUGCAUAGCCAUGACGUGUAGCUAUAAUAUUAUGCAUACUUAGAUUCAAAACAAAACCAACUUAAAAAUAGCCAACUUUAUCUUGACCAAGUCCCCGGAACUGCGAAUGAUGUGUAUGUAAAUUUAUAGUUCCGGGAGCUAUUGUACUACUACUACUAUUAUUAUUAAUAUUAUUAUUAUUAAUAAAUAUUUAUUUUAUUUGUAGAUUUGUGAACGAUUUACAAUUGAAGAAGAUUUUCAGAUUUUCUAUUUUUGUGAAAGAUUAAACGGAAAAAUGUUACA
This is a messenger RNA of Saccoglossus kowalevskii, 2834 nucleotides long. RefSeq lists its product as uncharacterized. The record is from RefSeq and is a predicted model, not a curated record. Lineage: Eukaryota; Metazoa; Hemichordata; Enteropneusta; Harrimaniidae.